UCUCUCUCAUCCGCCUCAGAAAGUAUCACAGUACACUUGAGCAGUGAGCCAUGACAAGAUCCCUCCCAAGAAGAAGAAAAGGAAAGUUGAACCUCCUCACUCAAAAACCCUAACAAAACAAAUACAGAUUCACAUAAACCAUUUCCUCUCUUUCAACCACAGUAAAAAAUACUAUCAUCUCUUUCUUCCUCAUCUCCUUCUCCUCCUCCACCUCCACCUCCAAUGAUCACAAAUAAUGAAUAAAAAAUUAACAAACGAAACCCCGAAUCUCCUCCUCUAAUCUGCAAAACCUCCACCAUAAAACAAAUAAAAUAAAAGGUUAAUUAAUUGGAAGAAAAUGAUAAGAGGAGGAGAAGCAACAGAGAGCAGUAGGUCAAGGUGCCAAGACUGCGGCAAUCAAGCCAAAAAAGACUGCGAGCAUUCGAGGUGUCGGAGCUGCUGCAAGAACCGAGGCUUCCAGUGUGAAACGCACGUGAAAAGCACGUGGAUUCCGGUUGCGAAGAGGCGGCCCAGGCACCUCGCUAUGCACCCGCACCACCAGAUUCCGCCCCUCCUUCAUCAACAGUUAGCUCUUGCCUCAAACCCUAAAAGAUACAGAGAAAUCCCUCAACUAGGGUUUGAGGAGGUGGGAUUGCCGGCGGAGGCGUGUUUUCCGGCGGUGUUCCGAUGCGUUCGAGUGAGCUCGGUGGACGAUAAUGCGGUGGGUCAUCAGUAUGCGUACCAGACGUCGGUGAGCAUCGGCGGCCAUGUUUUCACCGGAAUUUUGUAUGAUCAAGGAGCCGAACCGCAGGGAACUGGAAACUAUGUAACCGGAGAGAACUCCUCUUCUGCUGCUGCAGCAUUAUCAGAUCAUCCUAAUUCUGUUGCAAGAACAACUGGUACAACCUCUCCUUCAUUUGCUGCCCCUUUUUCAGCAUUUACAAACACAACUCCACACUUUUUGCACUACCCCAAAUCUUGAUUAAUUAAACCUAAAUCAAUUGGAAUACUUAUUUAAUUUAUAUGUAUACCUAUAUUUGAAAUAAAUAAAAAACAGGAUGGGUGCGUUGUUAAUUCAAUUGGUUGUAUUGGAAUUUGAGAUAUAUAAAUAAAGUUUGUUAAUUUUGCAUUAUAUAGGAAGGGAAAUUGAAUAUGAUCUCCCUCCGAUCUUCUAUAUUUUAAUAAGCCUAACUCUAUGUAAAACUGAAAUAAAAGAAAAGGAACGCAUGUUUUAUUUUAUUCUAAUGUGAAUGUGCCUAACCAAUUACUAUUGUUUUGUAUUUCCAAUGAAGAAUUAUUUGGUCUUGUCUGCUUUAAUUCUAACUUUGUGGUAUGCUCAUGGUUUGAAUUUUGUCUUGUUAUGAUUGUUAUAGUUGUUUAUUUUGGUGAUUAUCAGAACAGUAGUAUUUGAAUCACCAGUUUUUGAACUUCAAAGCCACUUUUUUCCAGCUUAUAUGCUUCUUUGCCGGUUAAAUAUACUGCUUUCUGCCUAGUAACUUCAUGUAUAAGGAAAACCCUAUUUACUGUGUUUAUUUAUUUAUUAUCUCAUUUUUAUUGCAUACUACACAGUUUCGCACAGUUCAGAUCACACCACACUCUCACUCACACAUAAAAACUCAUAAUUCAAUUUGUCUACAAUAUAUAUGUAUUAAUCUCAUUAAAAUAAACACACUAAACCUUUUUUGGCAUUUAAUCACGUCAUGAUCACUGCCUAGCUAUGUUGUUCGAUUAAGGUAGUUUUAUAAAAUCAGAAAUAGAUAAGUGAUUAUGUAUAUCAUUUUGAGUUUGAGCAUAUACAUGUAUAGUUGUACAGUUGACUUGUGAACAUAUAUAGUAUCCCUACUUCUUUAUAUAUGCAGGUAUAUAUAAUGAAUCAUAAAUACUACUAUACUAAAAAUAUAUGUAAUGUGUAUUAUUCCCAUAUAGCUAGGUACUAAGAAAGUGUAUCAUAGUCACUAUCAAAUCUUUAUUAAAUGCAAAGUUAUUUUAUUAUAUACUAAUGCAUGUAAGUUAGGGAAGACAGGUCUAAGUGGUUUAGAAUUACUUAUGGGCAAAAAAGAUUAAUUGGUGGGCAUCUAUAAUUAAAGCGGCCGUAAGUAUAAUUUAGAAAGCAUCUACUAAACCACUGUUUUAAGUAACCUUUUUAUGCUAAAGGGAUCACACUAACCAAAGGGGAAUUGAGAACAAAAAAUAUAGUAUAUAACCAACCAUGAAGAAUUUGUCCCUUGUUCUUAAGAAGAAAAUAGAAACAUUCAAUUAUUGCUGAAUUUCCAUUAUAUAUCAAUGAUUCUGCGAUGCAUAAUGUACUCAAGGGAAAUUAAAUAAACCCUAAUCAAGAAAAGCUUUCAAUGUGGAUUCUUUUUUAUUAAUUUAAGUCUCCUAGCUUGUUAUUGAUUGUAACUAGUCCUUUAUCAUUUUCACUCCAUGUAGUUAGCACAUGUGUGUGCCUGUCUAUACUUGAAUUUAAUUCUCUUUUUCAAUUCAAUGGUACUGAAAGGGCAGGCAAGCAUCUUGAAGUUGUUAUAUUUAUCCUUGUUUUUUGAAGCAAAUAACUUGACAUAUGGCUUUAUGGCUAAAA
Molecule: messenger RNA, 2557 nt
Organism: Salvia splendens (bonfire salvia)
Lineage: Eukaryota; Viridiplantae; Streptophyta; Magnoliopsida; Lamiales; Lamiaceae
Product: protein SHI RELATED SEQUENCE 1
Exons: 2
Coding region: 338-961 (207 amino acids)
Biological process (GO): positive regulation of DNA-templated transcription
Cellular component (GO): nucleus
Molecular function (GO): DNA-binding transcription factor activity; DNA binding
Source: RefSeq, a predicted model, not a curated record